CUUAAACAGCACCUAUUUUUUUGCUCUUUGUUAUAGAAUUUUAUGAUAAGUAUUUUUCUUAAACGACACCUGUAUCAUCAAAUGAACUCACUUUUUUUAUAAAAGAAGUAGACGAGAGAGGAGAGAGAUAGAGAAUGUGGAGAGUAGAGAGUAGAGAGUAGAGAGAGAAAGUCAAGCAGAGGUACAAGAAAGAAGAGGCUGUGGGGACUAUGGAUCUUCCUCCGUUCACCACGUCUUUCCCUUUUGAAUUUCAGGAUUCUCUCGGCUUCAGUGAUUAUGCAUUUGAUACUUUUGUAGCCCAAAUUGAUUGGCAAAACUUCACACAAGCCAAUAAUAUGUUUACUUUUCGGCCAACGACUCUAACUCCGCCUCAAUAUAAUCCGUUGUUGUUUAUUAAUGGUGGUUCUGUCCUGGACACUCAACAACAAACAACUAACAACUGUGUAGGCGAAGAAGAGAUUGCUACUCUUCCAGCAGCAAAAAGGCAUGUGGUUUGAAUUUCUCGUUAGUAAACAAAAACAUCAAACUGUUGUUUGAUGUUUUGCAAUUUUCAGGCAUAAGUCUGAAUCUGAUAGAGAAAUCUUGGCUUGCAAAAACUGUAAUUGCAAGAAGUCCAAUUGUUUGAAACGGCGCUGCAGAUGUUUUCUUUCCGGUGUAUUUUGCACAGGGUCUUGCCGAUGUCAAAGUUGCUCUAAUAAACCUUGUAAUAGAAAGAUUGUUGAACAGAAACGAAAGAAAAUUCUAUCAAUGGACCCAAAAGCAUUUACUCCUAAAAUUGAACGAAAUGCAACCUCUUCUUCAGCUAAACAUAGAAGCGGGUGUAAUUGUAGGAAAGGUUGCUCAAAAAAAUAUUGUGAAUGCUUUAAGGGCGAGGUUUCAUGCUCUGAGAAUUGCAAUUGUACGGGAUGCAAAAACAACUUUGGUGAAAAAGAUAGAACUGAAAUAGAAAGAGGGAUCCAAGUGACUAAACCAGAGUUUGACAGAUCUUGGGUUACACCUGUUGUCGAAUCAUCAUCAAAGCUGCAAAUGAUUCCUGAAAAUGAAGCUCUUGAUCUAUUGGAGUUCAGUGGUGUCAUUAUCAAUUCGACCUCUCCUAACUCCAAGAGGGUUUCAUCUCGUGAGGGUAUGGCUGGUGGAAAGAGAUUGUUUAAAUGAAGCAAUCCAUUGCUUUUGUUAUUUUUGGAAUCUAUUGGUGCAGUUUAAAGCAUUGGAAAGCAUUCCAAUGCACACAAAUAACUCAUACUGAAUUUUAUUUUAUUGUAUUUCAUUCUCAUUAUGCUCCCAACAAAAUAUUAUGAUCCAGUUUGAUUUUGAUAAGAUAUGGAAAAAAAAUAGAGUUAUGAUCUAAUAAUUAACAUUUUUUAAAAAUCCACUUGAUCUUUAGAUCUACAAAAUAAAAGAAAAAUUGAUUAAUAUAGUAUUCGAUCUUUCAAGCUAUUUCCACUCAAACAUAAGAUUAUUAGGAGACAUUUGAUUAGAGGAAAUGAAAAUAGAAAAAUAAGAAUGAAAAUGGGAAAAUGAAUAAAAAUGAAUGAAACAAAAAUUAAUAUGAACAAAAAAAAAUUGAUAAAAAAAUUAUUUUAAUAUUUUAUUGGAAUGACAUUUUAACAUUCUAAAA
Molecule: messenger RNA, 1618 nt
Organism: Humulus lupulus (European hop)
Lineage: Eukaryota; Viridiplantae; Streptophyta; Magnoliopsida; Rosales; Cannabaceae
Product: protein tesmin/TSO1-like CXC 7
Exons: 7
Coding region: 748-1155 (135 amino acids)
Biological process (GO): regulation of DNA-templated transcription
Cellular component (GO): nucleus
Source: RefSeq, a predicted model, not a curated record